UUGCAGAGCAAAAAACUCCUAUCGCGACCAUCGACAUCCGAAUCUGGUGGUACCUACCUCUUAUCGCCAGCUUCGAAAACGGAUGGUCCAGCAAAAUCGCAGCCAAAGCCACCAGCACCUGCUCCACGAAAUGUUUUAACGGCUCAUGCAGAAGAGGAAAAGACAAGCAGGUUCAAAAAUAUGUGCUUAUGGAGACAUCCAGAAGAGUUACCCAGCAAAAUUGUGCUUCAUCCUUUCCAACACAGAAAUGCCAAAGACCACCCUACGCCAUCUACGUUCACUAGCGCAAGUAGUCAACAUGAUGCUUGGCUCAAGAAAAAACUGGAAGAGGAGCGAAAACGAAAAGCGAAGCAACGAGCUGAGGCAGCGAAGAAAGAGGAGGAAGAAAAAGAACGAAAAGAAAACGCGAAGAAACUGUUCGAGAGAUGGAAAGCGGAACGAGAUGAGAAAGCUCGCGAGGAGCGCAGGCAAAGAAGAGCUAAAGAGAGGGAGAAACAGCAGGCCGAAGAGGAAGCAAAAAAGCAGAAGUUGAAAGAAGCUGAAAAGACUUUUGAAGCCUGGAAACGAUCGCACUCGCGACCGCGUACGUCGUCGUCGAAAUCAGAUUUAGAAAAGCAAAGACAAAAAGAAGAAGCGAAGAAAGAAGCUGAGAAAGCAUUUGAAGCUUGGAAGAGGAAUAAAGAUAGGGCAGAACUUGCACGUAAACGUGAAUUAGCCGAAAAAGAGGAAGUGAAAAGGAAACAACUCGAGGAAGAGCGUGAGUACCGCGAGUUGUUGGCACAGCAAACUUAUGAGACAUGGCUGGAACUGAAGUUUCCAUCACUUUUGUUCACAUUAUGUUAUGGACCUGUUCAGGAAAAUGAACGGCUGCUAGCGCAAAGCAUAAGCUCGCUCAACUUUUCGGAACCACCCCCGCUUCCAUGGCUACCACCGAGUAAUACAUGCCCACGUCAGUUUGUUCCAUCGUCAAGAAAUAGGUAA
Messenger RNA from Cylicostephanus goldi, 981 nucleotides. The record is from the annotation of a GenBank genome assembly. Lineage: Eukaryota; Metazoa; Nematoda; Chromadorea; Rhabditida; Strongylidae.